Molecule: messenger RNA, 1260 nt
Organism: Sodiomyces alkalinus F11
Lineage: Eukaryota; Fungi; Ascomycota; Sordariomycetes; Glomerellales; Plectosphaerellaceae
Product: PLP-dependent transferase
Exons: 1
Coding region: 182-1177 (331 amino acids)
Biological process (GO): transsulfuration
Cellular component (GO): cytoplasm
Molecular function (GO): pyridoxal phosphate binding; carbon-sulfur lyase activity
Source: RefSeq, a predicted model, not a curated record
UUCCAUAUGACAUGUCAUCCAUAUUAAUGCAUCGUGUUGUUUUUAGCCUAACGCUCCCCUGGACUCGCACAUCUACUCGCGAGAUUCCGCCCCGAACACGACCCGUCUCGAGGCCAUCCUGAGCUCCAUCCUCAAUGGGCCGUCCCUGACCUACGCCUCGGGCCUCGCCGCUUUCCAUGCCAUGCUCGUCCGGCUCAACCCGCGCCGCAUCGCCAUCGGCGACGGCUAUCACGGCUGCCACGGCGUAGCCGCCAUCAUGGCGCGACUCACCGGGCUGGAGAUCCUCACCCUCGACGAGGCCGACCUCGCCAAGCUCCAGCGCGGCGACGUUCUCCACGUGGAAACACCGCUCAACCCCACGGGCGAGGCGCGCGACCUCGCCCACUACGCCUCCGUGGCUCGUGCCAAGGGCGCCUUCCUCACCGUCGACGCCACCUUUGCGCCCCCGCCGUUGCAGGACCCGUUCGAGCUCGGGGCCGACGUCGUCAUGCACUCCGGCACCAAGUACUUCGGCGGCCACUCCGACAUGCUAUGCGGCGUGCUGGCCGUGGCGCCCGCCCGCGCGGCCGAGAGGGAGGAGAACGGGAACCCGCUCGCGGGGAUCCUCGGCAUCGAGAAGCUGCGCGAGGACCGCCUCCUCCUCGGCGGCGUCAUGGGCAGCCUGGAAGGGUGGCUGGGUCUCCGGUCGCUGCGCACGCUGGAGCUCCGCGUGCGCCGGCAGGCGGAGACGGCGACGCGGCUCGUGGCCUGGCUGGCGGGCGCGUCGGCACGAAAAAACGGGAGCAGCGUGGUGGCGGCCGUGGUGGACCGCGUGUCCCACGCCAGCCUGCAGGAGGGCGCGGCGGACGAGUCGAGCUGGUUGCGGCGUCAGAUGCCCGGCGGGUUCGGCCCCGUCUUCGCCCUUUACAUGCGCACUCGGGACCAGGCGAGGCGGCUGCCUUCCAAGCUGGCGCUGUUCCACCAUGCUACCAGCCUCGGAGGCGUCGAGAGCCUUGUGGAGUGGCGUCGGAUGACGGACCCCCGGUGCGACGAGUGCCUCAUUCGUGUGAGUAUUGGUGUCGAGGCGUGGGAGGACCUCCGUGAUGAUCUACUGCAGGGUUUCGAGGCCCUGGCGGCCGAGAAUGACAAGACCACUGAAGGGCCGAAGGAUGAUCUCCGCGGGGCUCUAGUUCGGUGAAGGCAUGCGGAUUAGUCGACCGUAGAAGGUGGGACAGAGGAUAGAUAGGUACCUUAGAUAAUGUGGAAAUGCGGUGAUCGACA